This is a messenger RNA of Procambarus clarkii (red swamp crayfish), 5735 nucleotides long. It is a transcript of the gene Hcf, whose product is annotated as Host cell factor. Gene Ontology annotation, molecular function: transcription coactivator activity; protein binding. Gene Ontology annotation, cellular component: histone methyltransferase complex. NCBI's taxonomy places the organism in Eukaryota, Metazoa, Arthropoda, Malacostraca, Decapoda, Cambaridae. The record is from RefSeq and is a predicted model, not a curated record. Gene Ontology annotation, biological process: chromatin remodeling; regulation of DNA-templated transcription.
CCGCCGCCACUGUGUACUGCUAGCAGAAAACAUUUCGAAGAUGCGUCAAGUCAAGUAUGGCUGCGCCCAUUCUUAAGUGGAAGAGGGUCACUAAUACGACGGGCCCGCAGCCCAGGCCGCGGCACGGGCACCGCGCGGUCGCCAUCAAGGACCUAAUGGUCGUAUUUGGUGGCGGGAAUGAAGGAAUAGUGGACGAAUUGCACGUAUACAACACUGCCACCAAUCAGUGGUUUGUGCCACCUGUGAAGGGAGAUGUGCCACCAGGAUGUGCUGCCUAUGGUUUUGUUGUGGAUGGGACACGGAUUCUCGUGUUUGGUGGAAUGGUUGAAUAUGGCAAGUACAGUAAUGAACUAUAUGAGCUACAGGCCUCCAGGUGGGAAUGGAAACGCGUGAAACCCCGGCCUCCUCGCAAUGGUCCACCUCCAUGCCCCAGAUUGGGCCACUCAUUUACACUGAUUGGCAAUAAGGUUUACCUCUUUGGAGGACUAGCCAAUGAUAGUGAAGACCCCAAAAAUAAUAUCCCAAAAUACUUGAAUGAUCUCUAUACAUUGGAACUGAGAGCAAAUUCUAAUGUUAUGUCAUGGGACAUACCAGACACUUAUGGUGUACCACCACCUCCCAGAGAAUCCCACACAGGAGUUGCAUACAUGAGUAGUGAUAAACCGAAGCUGGUUAUAUAUGGAGGGAUGAGUGGUACUAGAUUGGGAGAUCUUUGGAUCUUGGAUGUCAAUAACAUGAACUGGGAACGUCCAACAGUUAGUGGUGUUCAUCCCCUGCCUCGUUCACUACAUUCUGCCACUUUACUAGGAAACAAGAUGUAUGUGUUUGGAGGUUGGGUACCUCUAGUGCUAGAAGAGCUCAAGGGACCAAACAGUGAGAAGUCAGAGUGGAAGUGCACGAACACCCUUGCUUGCCUAAACCUUGAAAAUAUGAGUUGGGAAAAUGCAAUGAUGGAAAAAUUUGAAGACCAAAUGCCCCGUGCAAGAGCUGGUCACUGUUCAGUUGGUAUUCACUCUCGCCUCUUUGUGUGGUCAGGCAGGGACGGUUACAGAAAAGCAUGGAAUAACCAGGUCUGCUGCAAAGAUUUGUGGUACCUGGAAACGAGUGUGCCGGGAUCGCCUGGAAGAGUUCAGUUGGUGAGAGCCUCGACGACCACCUUGGAGGUCUGCUGGGGUGCGACACCUACUGCUGAUGCUUAUUUGCUUCAGAUCCAAAAAUAUGAUAUCCCAACACCAGCAUCAACAGUAUCGACUCCAACUACUCCUACUAGCACUCCUGCCACCUCCAAUUUGCCUGGUACUCCUGCCAGUAAGCCCAUAACCCUCACCCAGACUGUUUUGAGACCCGCUGCACCUGGAACUCUAUCACCUAUGGCUCCUACUUCUCCACAGACUAUACGAGCUGGUGGUAACAUUGUCAGAGUACGUACACCUGGAACAGGCCAAAUAAAAGUUAUUGGUGCAGGGGGACAGACAACACAAAUUUUACGAGGUGGCCUACCAGCCACUACUACAACUACUUCUCAAGGUGGCAUGUCGGGUAUUGCUGCCUUAGCGGCUGCAGCUGCCGCUACGCAAAAAAUAACUACCAGUACUGGUAAUACAGCAUCGCCUACUACUGUGAAAGUAAUGCAGUCUAAUACAUUAGUUACCCCACAAGGUGUGAAGGUGGCUACUACAAUUGCAGGACAAACCGUGAGACUAGUUUCACCGUCUGGACAGGUUCUUAACACCCAAGGAGCAACUGUAGCAGGACAGGGAGGCAAGCAGUUCAUUCUUCAGAAAAGUGGUGUACCUGGAUCACAGCCACAGAUUGUUACACUUGUCAAGACCAGCAAGGGCCUCACACCUAUGUCCAAAAUGAACCUGGUUCAAAGUAAACCUGGUGUGGGUGGCCAGGGAGCAACCAUCGUCAAACUGGUCACGACUCAAGCAGGUGGUGCUGUAAAACCCAUCAUGACCACUUCCACUACCCAACCAGGACAGAUUCUCAGCCUUCAAGCUGGUGCACAAACUGUUGGCAAAGCGGGUGGACAGGGACAGAAUAUCGUCAUAGCCAAGCAACAGCUUGGUACUACAACAGUAGGAGGAAAGCAGACGAUAGUAAUCACCAAACCAGGAGCAGGUGGAGCUAGUGUAGUACGACCACAAACCUCACAAAUCAUCGUAGUUACCACAGCAUCUGCUAUCAGAACAUUACAAACUGGCACUACCAGCGUUAUUACUACACAGGCUGGUGGACAAACUGCUCAGGUGUCGGCUGGUGGUGGCGUGAAGAUGAUUGUGGUAUCAUCAGGGGGUGUUGGUGGCACAACCACCACACAGGCUAUCACCAAGCCCAUGACCAUUACAGUGGCAGGGCAGGCAGGUCAGGCUGGUGCCAACACCAAGACAGUCACAAUAGCUGCUAAAUCUGGCACUCCUAGUACCACAACUCUCCUCAACACUGGGUCAGGCCAGAUCAUUGCUGUUCCUGCCCAGGGUCUGCUGCAAUCAGGGCAGCAGGCACUAACAAUUGGAGGAAAACCUGUAACAGUACAAGUAACUACAGCCGGAGGCCAAAAAACUGUAACUUUGGUAACCUCUCAAGCUAGUGGAAGUGCAUCCACAACCACAACUAACACUACUAGCACCUCAAGCACAUCAGCAACAAGCCAACACUCAACAACACUAGGUGGUGCUGGGGAUGGUCCAGUGACCUCAGAUGCAGCUCUUGCUGCUUUAGCAGCAGAAGCAGGUCUAAUAAUGCCAGCUGUUGAAGGUGAACAAAAUAAUGACCAAGUUUCUGCACCUUCUGAAAACAGUACAUUGCAGAACACUGGAGAGGAGUCUGUUAUGUUCUCUAGUUCAGCAGGAGAAAAUUUAAAGCAGUCUCUGGAAGGGAAUAAUGGCAGUGCAGUGAGAGAGGACUCGGACCUAAAGAGACAAGACAAUAACUGUGCUACAGGUGAAGGUGGUGAAAGUGCAAUAAAACAAGAACCAAUGGAUACAGAGGGAAUAAGUGACUCAAACAAUCCCAGUCAAACAGCAGCAUCUGGAGACACCACAGAUCCUUUGGCUACUCUAGCUUCAGCAGCUAUUAAUUCAUCUCUUGGCACUGCGGCAUCCGUCAAGACAGAAGACUCUUCCACAGCUCUUGCUAAUGGUAUUAGUCAGGAAACUAGUGAAACUAAGAAGCCAGAAACAGAAUGGUAUGAUGUAGGCAUUAUCCGUGGAACAGUAUGUACAGUUCAAGCAUAUUACUUGCCCACUGAGGCUGAAGCUCUUCGAAUUGAAAAUUAUACUGAUGCGGAAGGAGAAGUAACGGAGCGGAAAGCAAGUGGAAUUGAAGUGAAGUUACAACCUGGCACUGCAUACAAGUUUAGAGUAGCAGGUAUCAACGCCUGUGGACGAGGACCAUGGAGUGAAGUGUCGGCCUUCAAAACCUGCUUGCCGGGUUAUCCAGGAGCUCCGUCAGCCAUCAAAAUAUCAAAAUCUGCUGAAGGGGCACACUUGUCAUGGGAACCUCCUCAAAAUGCUGCUGGUGACAUUGUUGAGUACUCUGUUUACUUGGCCAUCAAAAAUGCAGCCACACAACAGGACACAGGAAGUGGAGGAGCCCAUCUUGCAUUUAUGCGUGUUUACUGUGGAGCUAGUAACCAGUGCACAGUUCUGAACACUCAGUUGGCAGCAGCACACAUUGAUACAACCAACAAACCAGCCAUUAUCUUUAGAAUAGCAGCCAGAAAUGACAAAGGAUAUGGACCUGCUACUCAAGUCAGGUGGCUUCAAGACUCUGUUAUGGGAGCUGCAGCAGGAGGUCCGAAGGUGGUCAUGAGAAGACCUGCCUCAGACAACAGGUCACCAGUUGCGGUUAAAAAAUUUAAAGCUGAUGGGGAACCAAUGUUACAGUGUUGAACCAAGUUACCACCAUUGUUUCCAGUCAGUAGUUGUACAGGCCCCGGUGUUGAGAAACAGAGGUGAUAUCUUUGGCCAAUGAUUUUCUGCUGAAUAUCAAGUGCCAAAGAUCAAGUUGAGAUCACCUUUUGUCCCAGUAGGGAUGAGGGCCCUAAACCGCAAGUGUCAAGCUUAAGAAAAUACUGUAAAGAAUUGUUGGGUCUUGGCUGUAACAUACAAAGAAGGCAUAGUAUUUUGUGAUGUAAAAAGAUUAUCUUUAGUUUUCUCUCAUGCACGAAGUAGUGUAUGUAAACAGACUCGAACCCACUUGUUUUCUCCCAUUUCAUUGGUAAGUGUUGCCACUUGAUGAUCUGAACCAAAUAUAUGUUGCUAAGUGAUAAAUGGGUAGACAUACCCCCCAUGACUUUGUUUAAUUUAUAAAUACUACUUUAAUGUACAUUUAAGGUCCAUCCAAACUGUUAAUUUCCUGUAAAUGUUUGUGUCACAGCUUUGUACCCUUAGCUAAUAGGCAUCAAAAUGGCGUUCAGUGAAUGCCCUAAAUAUUGUUUUUCAAAGUUAAAACAUUUAUAUUCUAGUGAACUCUCCUGUCUCCAUGUGUCAUGGAGAAGACCUUUACUUGAGAAUUGCCACCCUGUUUCUGGGAAAAGAAUAUUGUACAUACGUGACGUGAAUGAGGGGUUAAACCCCUGGUGUGUUCAGUUGCAGGGAUAUCCUGGAGACAUCCCAUCUCAGGGGUGUGUUUACUGGCAGUAAAGCAUGACAGUUCUACGAUAACUCAACUUGGCCUUAGCAAGCUACAACAAUGAGGCAGGCAAUGCAAUUAUCCCUGUAUCAUCAGUCCACAUCAUCAUUUCAUACCAUCACCAUUCAUAUAUCCAUUUUACAAUAUAGGGCCUCCAAAAGUCUUCGUGUCGAUAAAGUAGUUAUCAUUUAGGUAAAAUGGCCAUUUAUUUUCUCAUAACAGAAUCAUGUGGAUUAUGCCUGAUUAGUAUAAGAAAACUAAUCACUCCUUUCCUGCAUAUCAUAUUCCUCUUCCUUUCGAUGUACAUCAAGUUCAUUCUUUUCAUUCAUAUAUCAUUGUAGAUACCAGUCCCUUAUGAGUUACCUGAAACAAAGAACAGUACUGUAUCUUGAUAGCUGUAAUUUUUACUAUAGCAAGGCGUGUUCUAUUAUGGGCAGGCUUUUUUCUUUCUUUUAAAUAUGGGGGGAGGGGAAAUGAGUACAAACAACAGAUCAAGAGUGAAGUUGCUGCUGGUACUGAUUAGCUUUUUCAGAGUAGGUCAUGUACUGUUUUCCACUUUCUUCCAGGCUUCUCCAUGCCUCAUGUUUGUGGACAUGAGAGAAUUUUUGAAAUAUGUUUUUGAGACUAUUACACCACUUUCUGGCUAUAUAAUUUCUAGGAUCUUCCUUUUAAAAUGUUCUUUCUAGUAUUUUUAAUUUGAAUAAACAGGCACAGAAAUAUAUAUGAACGUAUAUAAUAUAAAGCUUCAUUACAUGAUGUGGUGAUAUUCAUUUGUACAUAAAAUUAUAGUGUUGUUUUUUCAAAUAUGUGAGAGGACAUGAGGUUAAGUGUGUAAUGACAGCCUGGAUGGGACAUGGCCACAGUACCUGACCAGAUAUUAACACAAAGACGUUGGUGCAAGAUGGGUUUCAGACAACACUCACAGUUCUACAACCCUUCUUCUACCACUAAACACUUUGGUAACAAUUUCUCUAGGCUGUAAGAAAAAUAGCAGUGAAAUAUAAUUAAAACCAAUAAUUUAGGAAAAGUGCUUUUAAAUCUUUAAUAUUUUAUUUUUCAAAGUAAGAAUAAAAUGAACUAUUGAAAUAGUGAAAAUA